Messenger RNA from Closterium sp. NIES-65, 1500 nucleotides. The record is from the annotation of a GenBank genome assembly. Lineage: Eukaryota; Viridiplantae; Streptophyta; Zygnematophyceae; Desmidiales; Closteriaceae.
AUGUAUUGUCUGUAUCGUUGCCCGCUGUCCGGAUUCCUCAUCCAUCCUCCUUUCUCUACCCCUCUUUUCCCUUGCGCAACCCCCCUUUUCCCUUGCGCUACCCCCGUUUUCCCUUGCGCUACCCCCGUUUUCCCUUGCGCUACCCCCGUUUUCCCUUGCGCUACCCCCGUUUUCCCUUGCGCUACCCCCUUUUCCCCUUGCGCUAACCCCGUUUUCCCUUGCGCUACCCCCUUUUUCCCUUGCGCUACCCCCGUUUUCCCUUGCACUACCCCUUUUCUUAUCAAGUUGCACGAACCCCAUUUUCCUUUGCACUACCUCCCGUUUCCCUUGCGCUACCCCCGAUUUCCCUUGCGUUACACCCAGUUUUCCUUGCCCUACCCCCUUCUCCGUUGCCCUACCCCCUUCUCCCUUGCCCUACCCCCUUCUCCCUUGCGCUACCCCCCUUCUCCCUUGCCCUACCCCCUUCUCCCUUGCCCUACCCCCUUCUCCCUUGCCCUACCCCCUUCUCCCUUGCGCUACCCCCUUCUCCCUUGCGCUACCCCCUUCUCCCUUGCCCUACCCCCUUCUCCCUUGCGCUACCCCCUUCUCCCUUGCGCUACCCCCUUCUCCCUUGCGCUACCCCCUUCUCCCUUGCGCUACCCCCUUCUCCCUUGCGCUACCCCCUUCUCCCUUGCCCUACCCCCUUCUCCCUUGCCCUACUACUCCCUUCUCCCUUGCGCUACCCCCUUCUCCCUUGCGCUACCCCCUUCUCCCUUGCGCUACCCGCUUUUGAAUGCGUGCCCCCAUGCUUCCCCUGCCCAAUUCGCUGCCUCGCAGCAAAACGUGUCCACAGUGGGGCGGAAGUACAAGUCGAAGGUGUGCCUGCCCGAUGCAGUGCGCCCAUCCAAUUUGGCCCCUCCUUUUGUCUUGCUCUUUCCUUUCGUCCUGCCGUCCCGCCGUUUUCUCCCCCAUCCCCCCUCCCCCUUCAUCCUGCAGGCCUCCCAGACGUGUGGGGUUCGUUUUAAGGUGUGGGCGCCCCGCGCAGUGCGCCAAUGCAGUUCGCCCCCUCCCCUUGUCUGUUUCCAUCCGGUUCUGCCUGACCUCCCCCGGUUCUGCCUGACCUUCCCCGCUUCUGCCUGUCCCCGGUGCGUGCAGGGUUCACAGCAGCACCUAUCCACGGUGGGCUUCAAGGGUUCACAGCAGCACCUGUUCACGGUGGGGUCGAAGGUGUGGGUGCCGGAUGCCGCGGAUGCGUGGGAGGAGGGCGAGGUGGUGGCGAGGGACCGCGGGAGCUCCCAGCUCACUGUGGCGCUCGGCACAGGCGGCAAGGGCCAGGCGAGUACGACACAAGGCAUAGGAGGGGCCGGGGAACAGGGGAAUGUGGGGGGGAGGGGAGGGGGAGCAGUAGCUGUACGGAACGGAGGGGGCCACAGCUCACUGUGGUGCUGGGUGGACGCUUCAAGGGCCAGGCAGGUAGGAGAUGAGUCACCACGAGGGGGGUUUUGGGACAGUAGCUCCUAG